This is a messenger RNA of Mizuhopecten yessoensis (Yesso scallop), 1121 nucleotides long. RefSeq names its product putative carbonic anhydrase 1. The record is from RefSeq and is a predicted model, not a curated record. The coding region runs from base 219 to 938 and encodes 239 amino acids. Lineage: Eukaryota; Metazoa; Mollusca; Bivalvia; Pectinida; Pectinidae. The transcript has 8 exons. Gene Ontology annotation, molecular function: zinc ion binding; carbonate dehydratase activity.
CUAGGACUAACAGCAACUUGAGAAGAGGGUACAUCUCGUCGACUCCAAGAAGGCCAGCAAGACUCGGAACAGCCGCUUGUGCACAGUUCAGGGAGCACCACGUUUUUAGUUAUGACCUACGAUCACGUUUAGCCCCUGGUCAAUGGUCGAGGUGUUAUAAAGAGUGUAAUGGACCUCACCAGAGUCCGAUCGACAUCAGACUGAACUCUGUCCAGUGUAUGGAAUCAGGAGAGGAGGAAUCCCCCAUAUAUGUCUGGUAUAGGCGUCACCAUGGAUACGCUAGAGGAAGCUUCCUCAACAAUGGUCAUUCUUGUGCGUUUUCCACUCAUAACGGAGAUGUGCGUACGUACGGUAAAGUACUGAGGAAUGUUCCGGGCCAGGAAGGUGCCGACUACGUGUUCUCCGAACUUCACUUCCACAUUGGUGCCAACGGAAGUCGCUCCGGAUCUGAACAUCGGAUAAACGGCAAGGGAUUCAGAGGAGAGAUUCACAUGGUUCAUUGGAAGAAGACAGAGGAGUUAAGAACAUACGAGAAAGGGUCCGAAGCCACAGACGGAUUGGUAGCUAUAGGAAUCUUCUUCAAUGUCGUUAGACGUUGUCACACCGAAGCAGAUAGACUUAUAUUGAAGUACGUGUAUCACGCAAGACGGUACGAGGCAGUCAAAGACCCAGCGUUUGCUAACCCGAGUCUUUUACUGCCAGCGGAUGGCAUGUUUUACACAUAUAAGGGAUCUAAAACCACACCACCUUGCAACACCAAUAUCAUUUGGAUUGUAUACAACACACCGACAACCAUCUGCCACAGGAGUUACCGGAUUUUAAUGGCGCUGCAAUCCGCCGAAAUAGGUCACCCGUUCCUGCGUACGUUUGGAAAUGAUCGUCCGAUUCAAAGCAAGGGGACAAACAAUGUACAAGCCAAUUUCCUGAGGUGUGAUUAAGUCGAGCAACGACUAUGUAAUAAAUCUUUCUUAAUGAGUGAUUACAGUUACAUACAGUUUAUCUAUUGUAUCCUUGACAGAUACAUAACGUCACAAAUUAUGGUUAUUAUUGUGCACAUAUACUGUCUCAUUGAAUUCUGUUAAUAAUUGGGUGAUAGAAUAGUAUCAUUCGCCAUUAUUAAA